Penicillium argentinense is the source of this 1041-nucleotide messenger RNA. RefSeq lists its product as uncharacterized. The coding region runs from base 1 to 1041 and encodes 346 amino acids. The transcript has a single exon. The record is from RefSeq and is a predicted model, not a curated record. NCBI's taxonomy places the organism in Eukaryota, Fungi, Ascomycota, Eurotiomycetes, Eurotiales, Aspergillaceae.
AUGAUCCUUCCAGCGCUAGCAGCGCUCCUCGCACUUGCCCCAUACGCCGAUGCCCACUCGUGGGUGGAACAACUCACAGUCAUCGCACCAAAUGGGACGUUCGUGGGAAUACCGGGCUAUGCUCGUGGAAAUUAUCUUCGCACAACAGCUGGGUUCAGCGACACUAGUAUGACCUACCUGCUCCCACCCAGCACUCGAGCAAACACGACACUGCUCCUUCCCAGUGACAAGCUCUGCAAAGACACGCAACAAGAUCAGACCCAGAGUGAUGGGAGCCCCCGACUGCAAGCCAGCGCUGGCGCGGCAAUUGCGCUCCGAUACCAAGAGAAUGGCCAUGUUACUCUUCCCCAGAACCAGCCCGGCAAGCCGAAGAACCGCGGCACGGUAUAUGUGUACGGCACAACGCAGCCCAAGGUUGGCGAGAAGUUGCUCGAUGUCCAUGGCGCGUGGACCGCCGACGGUACUGGCGGAGAUGGCCGAGGUGUCCUGCUGUCCACGCAAAAUUUCGAUGACGGCCGAUGCUAUCAGAUCAACAGUGGCGAGAUCUCCGAGACUCGCCAGCAGAAAUAUCCGCACCAGGCUAGCCAACUGACCGGGGCCGACCUUUGGUGCCAGCAAGAUAUCCAGUUACCCACGACUAUCCCAUCUGGCAAGUUGUAUACUCUCUACUGGGUGUGGGACUGGCCCACCGCCCCGGGCGCCGAUCCAACAUACCCACAGGGCAAGACCGAGAUCUAUACCACCUGUAUGGAUGUCGAUGUGCAAAACACAGCGGCCGAUCGUCAGAAGGUGGACGAUAUAUAUGCGACGGGACAGGACCUUAAUAAAGCUGCCAUCCCGUCGGAGUUCGAUCACCUCUCUGCCCAGCAGAUCCCCGUGGAGUCCCAAGCCGCCACAAGCGCAUCGCCCACUUCAACGUCAGCUGCGGGGCCCAAAGAGAAAGCCACAGUGACGGCCUGGCACACCGUCGGCAAGACCGUGACAGUGACCCAGGACGCGACUGUGACGGUUGAUGCCGGUCAGUCGGGAGAGACUUCGUAG